This is a messenger RNA of Oppiella nova, 329 nucleotides long. NCBI's taxonomy places the organism in Eukaryota, Metazoa, Arthropoda, Arachnida, Sarcoptiformes, Oppiidae. The record is from the annotation of a GenBank genome assembly.
AUGGACGGACGCAUAAAGUUAUGUGACUUUGGUUUGGCUAAAGAAGUCCCAAAUACUGAUUGGUAUCGGAUGUCUAAAACUAAACAUACGGCAGAUGUGGGAACUGUUGACUAUAUGGCACCGGAAAGGUUAAUACCGGACCUGAGUUCAGAUGAACUUCAUAUGCCUAAUUAUUGGACGAGGAAUUAAAGUUACAAGAACAUAUUGUCAAGAUUUAGUUGAAUUAAUGCAUGAAAUGAAUGCCUUAUUGGUGUCAAUGAGUGUUAAUAUGUAUUCACAAAACGGUUCAACAGAUUGGAGGCAAAGACCCGAAUGUUGGCACAUUUUAU